UCGUUCGCUCUCUCUCUCUCGCGCGCGCUCUCCCAUCGCUGCCCUAACAGACAGGGCAGCCUGGCUGUUGUUUGUUCGCCCCGAAACCAACGGUUGUGUUUUGUUGCCCGUGUGUUGUGUUCCGUGCGACGAACGGAACCGUGUGUGUGCGGACUUUUUUUUCGUUUUGUGUUGUGCAGCUUCGUCUAAUAAAAGGCUAAUAAAAACGCGAAAUGUGUUGUCGCCGCGUACUCCAGGCACACAGGAUUUAGUAUCAGAUCGCAAGUGUGGUGAGCGGUGGCGACCGACGUAUCUAUCGGUUGGCGUGUGCAAAUUCACCCGAACGGAUUGGUCUCGGAUUGGUUCCAUCUUCUUCGAGCGCAUCUUACGCGCAUUGAACGCGCUAUCAGUCCGCGAGUUCGCCUGUGCGUUAUCAUCUCAAGGUGCAUCUUACGAGCAAUCCAUCAGCGGAAAAAGGAUUUCAACCCCGAUCCAGUGUGUGUGUCGGCCAGUGGCGGAAAGUGAUUUGUUUAGGAAAUCUCCCUAUCAACAUUGUGAACAGUCACGGGCUCUGAUGCAGUGUUUGGUUCGCGUGUAGUGGUGGUGGUAGUGAUGGUGGUGUUGGUGUGGUGCGCAUUGUUUUGACGUUUGCUGCAGACGUGAAAAUAUCGAACGAAACCAGCUGCGUGAGACGGCGAGGUGAGAUGUGCCCGGUGACUGGUGUGUGAGGAGGAAGCUUUGAGAAGGUCGUGCACCGCUUUUUUUUUGGGGUCAUGCGGGUAUGUGCAAAGACGUCUGCCGUGUUGUGAAAUGUUAGAAAAUGCCCCGAACCUCCCAGCAUCUAAUUCAUGUUGCACGAAAUCGCCCCGCAAAGUAGGCUGGUGGAUGGGAGAAAAAUAGCAGCUUCCAAUUAUAAAGCGACCGCGAUGCGUGUGUGAGACGAACCAUGCUGAAACCGUAAACUUUUACACGACGUCCACGGCAGCCUGCUACGCAGCAAGAGCCACUGGUAGUGAUCUCUCGCAUCAAGAUCUCUCUCACUGAUAGACGAUUCUUGCAACCGCCCGAGAAGCACCUGACUUGCCUGCUGUCGAGCUGCUGCUGAAGCAAAUCUCCCCCAAAGAAGUGUCCACAAACCGCUAACGCACUUCCUGGGGCACCUGUGCGUCCGGUACGUGCCGAAUAAGCCCACCGGCUCCCAGCUUCGAAGCUGUUCCCCGGCUCAUCGAUACACACCACUACACGCGUGACCAUCAGCAUCUUCUUACUCUCUAUCAUCCCUCCCUUCCUUCGCACGGCCCACGAUACACCGUGCACAACCGUUGAGUAAACUAACGCAAUCGUCAGAGCGCAUCCCAAUACCCCCCCCCCCCAUGUGUAAAAGCUUCCCCCAAAAUACCAACCCCCUCGUUCGGUAUCAAAGUUCUCCCCGGCAACGCAACGCGAGAGAGUGUUUGUGAGAGAGAGUGAGAAACAAUUGGCUUAGCUUCCGACAACACUUAGCCCCAUCAGCUGUGGGAAGCCAGCUUUGGGAGAGGAGCACAAACAGCACCGGGCAGGGGAGGGGCGAAGUAUAGGAACCGCCAGCAAACCCCCAAACCGUGAGAGUACCGCAGUAUAUCCAGAGCGGAGGCGGCGCGGUCCGACGUCACGGAGUGGGAAAAGGGUUCGGAGAGCCGGCCGGGUGCGCGCGAUAGUUUAAUGCGUCGCCGCGAACAGCGAACGGCGCAGCAACCGGCAGUGUUGGGUCGAGUUUCGCCCGAAACACGUCGCGAGAGCCAGCCAGCCAGACAGCGAACCCGAUCUACUGCGAGCCCCGGGCGAACGGGUGACGUACACAGUGCAGUGGAGAGCAGAGGUGUUAUGUAAAAUCGAACGAACGAAGACGAGUUCUCGGGACGAGUAGAGAAGCUGCCACAAACCACAUACUCACGCACACACUUUCUUAUCAUCCUGCAUCGUGUCAGCAGAGCCUGGGCGUUAGGCGCGGAUGUUUGUGACGCCGCGUGUAAGACAAACCGGGCGCGAGUUGCUUCAUUGGAUCGCCUUUUGUUGCGCGAGCGGUUGAGCAGCAGUUUCGGGUGGACAAACAGCGUCGAACUCACCGGUGGCACCGAGCAGCCGAGGUCCCAAACAUGCUGACCGGUGCAAAAUAAGCGAUCAGCAAAGUGCGCGACGGCAGUGUAAACAGCCGACGGCAGCAGUGGCUCGGCGCGUCCCCGACGAUGGUGUCGUUAGCGACAGUGCAGCACAGUUCGCUCGGAGCCCCACGGAUUGCCAUUCACACCACCGGCCACCACCGGCUGACCGAUUGGAGCGAUAAGAACGCGAUCGAACCGAUCGCCGAUCGAGUGCCAAGACCUGGCGCAGGCGAAUGUUCUGGUGAUAGUGGCGCAUCCCUGAGGAUUCACCGUGUUUAGGAACGGGUCUCUGUGUCUGUGUGUGUGUUGUAGUGUUUAUGUGUGAGGGCUGCCUCCUAAAACUGACCAAGGUGAUAAGCUUGUUGGAGGGAGGGGUAGGCGGAGAAGGUGCUGCUGUAGUGAAGGGUUGGCGGCCACACGCCGGCAGUCGCUGUCGUGAAGGUGAAACGGUGAAAAUAGCGCCCUGAGUGAGUGAACCUUGUGUUGUGUUAUUAUUUAUUAUUCUGUGCCCUCCAGUCACUGUGUGUGUGUGUGCUUCAAGACAAUUCCGGAAAGGUGUCUGGCGCUGGUUUUGCACUCCCGUGUAAGUGCAACGUUGUCAGCGAUCCAAGUAGGCAAAAGGUGCUAAAAGUAACAUUUUGCAACAUUGUGUAUUUGUGUGUGUGCGUGUGUGUGUGCACGGUUAGUUAGCAUCUUCCCCCACGUCUGGGCCGCGCGGUUCGGCUCACUCGGUGAACAGACACCGUGGCGAACGGAUCCCAUCCACCGCCCGGCCAUCCACGUCGAAGCAUCAUGUACUGGAUCCGGUCGAAGAAGCUGCGCGAGCGGCUCGCGCUCGGGUUCGGCGCCCUGCUCGUCCUCUUCACCCUGCUGCUCGUCGUCGACCUGCAGAUGGAUCUGGGGGUUUCGCGCGGCGAGUUCAUACCCUCGCACGCCCGCAUCCGGUACGCGAACCAGCCGGACCGGGCCGGCAUCUACAACGAGUUCCACCGGAAGUAUCUCGCCAAAAGCAACGCGUCCGGCUCGAAGGAGUACCUGACGACGAACGCGCAGCAGGCCCAGCACCGCGGCCACACCGACACGUCCGGGCCGGGCUACCCGGGCAAGGCGGCCGUCACCACCACCGUACCGCCGCCGCACGAUCGCUUCAAGGAUCUGACCGCGCUGGUCGUAGCGCCGCGCUCGAGCAAGCACCGGGCCCCGCAACCGUUCGAGCGUAUCAUCGUGCGCGAGGAAGCGUACACGGACGAGCCGCUCGACGAUGACGAGGCGAACCCGACGCUCGGCGAGCUGCUCGAUCUGCGGCCCGGCCCGAACGCCUCCAACCUGGAGCGCUUCCAGCUGCGCAUCUCCAAGCGGGAGCUGUACCGGCGGGACGACACGCUCGUGAACGCGGUCAUCGACGACAUGGUGCGGCUGCCGAUCCUGCACGUGGUGCAGAAGGAGGGCGGCACCCAGCUGAAGCUGAUCAUCGACUACCCGAACGAGGUGCACGCCCUGUUCAAGCCGAUGCGCUUCCCGCGCGAACAGCAAACCCUGCCGAACCACUUCUACUUUACCGACUACGAGCGGCACACGGCCGAGAUAGCGGCGUUCCAUCUCGACCGGCUGCUCGGCUUCCGGCGGGCGAUGCCCGUGACCGGCCGCAUCCUCAACAUCACCACCGAGAUCUACCAGGUGGGGGACGAGGUGCUGCUCAAGACGUUCUUCGUGUCGCCGAGCAGCAAUCUGUGCUUUCACGGCAAGUGCUCGUACUACUGCGACACGUCGCACGCGAUCUGCGGCAAUCCGGACACGCUCGAGGGUUCGUUCGCCGCCUUCCUGCCCACGCAGGACGAUACGCAGCGCAAGGUGUGGCGGCAUCCGUGGCGCCGCUCGUACCACAAGCGCCGGAAGGCGCAGUGGGAAACCGACUCCGACUACUGCACGAUGGUGCGCGACAUACCGCCGUACGACGAGGGCCGCCGGCUGCUCGACCUGAUGGACAUGGCCGUGUUCGACUUCCUCACCGGCAACAUGGACCGGCACCACUACGAAACGUUCAAAAUCUUCGGCAACGACACGUUCCCGAUCCAUCUGGAUCAUGGGCGCGGGUUCGGCAAACCGUUCCACGACGAGCUGUCCAUCCUGGCGCCGGUGCUGCAGUGCUGCCUGAUACGGGCGUCCACGCUCGAGACGCUGCUGCGCUUCCACAACGGCCCGCGGCCACUGUCCGAGGCGAUGCGCGAAUCGAUGGCGGUGGAUCCGAUCGCGCCCGUGCUGUGGGAACCGCAUCUGACGGCGCUCGAUCGGCGCGUCGGCAUCGUGCUGCAGGCGGUGCGGGACUGCAUCCGCAAGUCGUCCGAGGAGGACACGGUGCACGGUGGCAUACCGGAGGUGCCGAAUGCGCUGGGACAGAGGGAUGCGAACGGGUUCUAUCGCUCCUAGCGACUGGCGGCCUACCGGCACGGGAUGGAGCUGCAGGAGCGGCACGGACGGCUGCACGCCGUGAACCACCGGUACGCGCGGGCGGAACAGCCGGUCCAGUAUCAGCAGCAGCAGCAGCACCAUUACUACCAGCAGCAGCGGGGCGGUGCUCCCCGAGCCGGCUCCUCGACACGCUUCCUCGACCGAAGCCGCACACUGUACAUAGUUGAGUAGGUGGGACGAAUCCUAAGGGUCGCCGUGUGUAUCAGCACACCGUAAGACUAAUGGGACACAUUACUAAGGCAAUGUUAGGCUGUAAGGUAGGAGGGGAAUUCCUUUGCGCGAGUAUAUGUGAAUGAUUUGUGUGUGUGUGCGGAUGCGAAUGAUUGCGAAUGGUUGCACGAGUGAUAUGAGCGUUUCUUGUAGGGCUAAGCAUAUAAUUCUACUCCCUCGACAUGAGCGGCCUAGAGGUUCCUAACCAGCAUGGGGGGGGGAAGAGUAGCGUGUGUGUCAAACGAAACCGAACCGGGGUCGGAAUCGGUGAAUGUGAAAAGCCAACAAAAAUCCGCGGGGAAAAAGAAGAGGAACUUUUGUUUUGUUUUUUAAGUUGUUUUAGUCACUGUAAGAAAUACUGAAGCGACACAGUUCGGAUCGAAAGAUCGAGCGUAAGAAUGGAAAUAAAAAGUGGCACCACCACCCACACGGUGCGGAACAUUGACCGCCUGCAUUGAGGUUAGGGUCGCGGCCGGUAAAGUCCACCCGUUAUUCUGCACCGAGCUGUGCCACUAGUUGUGUUUUAGGGAUAGAGUAGACGAGUUAGCAAUACCCUUAGUAGCGCAAUAGUUAAACCCCGAUCUUCACCCAACACCCCCGUUCCCUCCCUCUUCCCGCGGGGUGCCGGGUUGAAGCUUCUUUGAGGCCAAAGUUUUUAGUACACCACACAUGCACCCACAAACCUACACACUCCCUGUCAGGACGAUACUGCAGAUGAAGUAGAGCGAGCGAACUGAAUGGUUAUGCGUGUGUGUGUGUGUUUUUGUUGUGUUUGCGUUAAAUUUUCUUGUUACGAACGAAUCCAACCCGAUCCUCGAAGCCUCGGAGUGCGUUUUCUUGCGGAAGAAGAACACGUGUUGUGCUAAGUAGGCGUUCGCUGUUGCGCUGCGUUUUCGUGCGUUCCACGCGACACAGUUGAUCGCUCUAAAAGGCCAGUAAAUUAAUAGGAAGCGAGUGAGUGUGUACGAGACGCGAAAAGAGAGAGAGAGAGAGAGAGAGAGGAAUAAUAUAGAGCAAUAAUAAAAUUAAAUCCAAAUAACAGUCUAUCAGUGUCGAUAGGAAAACAGCAAAAAAACACCCCAAAGGAGGGCAAAAACAAAACCACUCAUGCUUGGAAAGUUGAUGAUGAGAUGUGGUAGCUGAGCAUAAGCAUAAGUUCACACAUUACGAUAGAGGAGAAGCAAACGCAUAAAAAUGCGCAUCAUGAAAGGGAGAGAGAGAGAGCGAAUGUUUUGGCGCAUGAACGCAAAAGUCAAUACGCAUUUUCGCAUCGGGCGCGUCGCAAGUGUGCGCGCGCGUGCACGACUGGGAAGCCAUUGUGAUGUAUGUUUCUUGUUGUUUUUUUUUGUUUUGUUACGUUUAAAAAACAAAUGGAGGAGGUGAGAGCAGGUAGCGAGAUGUUUCAAAGUUCCGUCAAGACGCUGUUGUACUGCGCAAGGGGGAAACGGGAUGAGUUUAGUUAUAUGCGCAAGCACGUUGCUGCACGUGGCUGCAAGUGGAGCAGCAGAGAAACGGUAAUGCAUCAACAAAAUGUAUUUAAUAGGGGGGGGGGGGGGAGAAAAGGGAAGAAGCGAAUAUAAAACACACACACAAAUAGAUACCAUAAACACAAACCAACCAUGAUAGUAAGAAUACAGUAGAGCGGUACGAAUAAUAACUAAAACAAUGAAACAUAUGUAACGAAAACACCGUAACACACGAGAAGGACAUGAAGCAAAAGAAGAAAAAAAACAAAAAAGGUAAUACAAAACGUGCUAAUCUUUCAUCCACUUAUGUAGAUAACUCUCUGCUUUUUUUAAUGUUCUUUUUGUUGUAAAAUUGUACACUGUUUCUUUCACUUCCUAAUGCCAGACUGUUGUUUCGGUACUUGUCUACUGUCCUUCUCGCUUUUGCCCUUAAAUCGAUGGAAGUAAGAAUUGAACCUUUUGGAGUGGGUGAUUGCAGCAGACUGCUUGCAGAAAUUGAAGGUUAACAAAGAUGCCAAAAAUAGUUAAAGUACCGUGGGCCGCAUAAUACGUUGCAAUUUGGUGGCCAUUGCCACUGCCGGAAACGCCAACAUGGGAAAAGAGAGAAAGAACAAAACGCUCCAUCGAAAGGGAGGGUGGGCCGAUAUCGAUUACUGGCCAAUCAUGCUCUUUGCCCAGCUCUUUGAUUAAGUUUGAUUUGUUUUACUGUUGCCCUUCUCUCUCUCUCUCUUUGUCUCUCCCUUCCUUAUUAUUUCGCCCUUGUGGCCCUUCUCAUCUGGCGUGGCUCAACAUUCACACCCCGAGAGAAGAGAAUCGUCGGAAAUUGCAACGAAAAUUUGCCUAACAUCAAAAAUCAAUGACCAUAAUGGGUACACGCAUGGGAAAGUGAAUGGCGUGCCGGUCCCGUUAGCACGGAUUUCUGGUGCGCAAAACAUUACACAUUAAGCGCAAUCUGUUGGAUUAGGAAGCAGCAUCAUUCCACACUUUUUCUUUUGUAGGGUUUUUUUUUGGUGGCUAUUUCACAAUGCGCCAAGUGUACAUUUUGUAAAAAUAAAACCGUUCUGUUUGAUGUGGUUGCCCAUUUUUCCAUUGAGGCGUGUGUGCUUUGAGUGUGUGUAUGUGUGUAUGUGUGUCUUUGUAUAUAGAGCCGUCCGCUCCCCGUGUCUGUUAUCCACUUAAAUCGUUAAUAACGUCUACUUCCUUCCUGCCCCGUUGGUACAUGUGAGACGAUCCCUCGUUAUGUGGACUUCGUUUUAUUGCCUCUCUCUCUCUCUCUCUCCCCUUCUCUCUGUGUGUGUAAUCGGGUUUGUUUUGUUGUCUGUUACAAUUACUGCCACUAUCCAGCACACAAUGUUCGCAAUUUUGUCAAUGUUAAACCAGCGUGUCAAAAGUUAAAGCCAGAUGCAAAACGAUUGCUAUUU
Molecule: messenger RNA, 7686 nt
Organism: Anopheles merus
Lineage: Eukaryota; Metazoa; Arthropoda; Insecta; Diptera; Culicidae
Product: extracellular serine/threonine protein CG31145
Exons: 4
Coding region: 2913-4547 (544 amino acids)
Biological process (GO): protein phosphorylation
Cellular component (GO): Golgi apparatus
Molecular function (GO): protein serine/threonine kinase activity
Source: RefSeq, a predicted model, not a curated record